Molecule: messenger RNA, 1397 nt
Organism: Momordica charantia (bitter melon)
Lineage: Eukaryota; Viridiplantae; Streptophyta; Magnoliopsida; Cucurbitales; Cucurbitaceae
Product: 2-methylene-furan-3-one reductase
Molecular function (GO): oxidoreductase activity, acting on the CH-CH group of donors, NAD or NADP as acceptor; zinc ion binding
Source: RefSeq, a predicted model, not a curated record
UUGAUGAAGUUGAAAAUUAUCCAAAAAGUGUUAAAAAGAUAUUGAAUUAUUGAUAUCCAAUUUCAAUGGCGUCAGAUCAGAUGGAUUCGGAUGAACAAUGAACCCGACCCGAAAGGUGAACAAGGUGCAAAAUUGCGAGUGAUUUUUUAAAUCAACUUCGCCGGAAAUAAAUAAUACCCAACCAGCAAUUUUAGUUUCCAUCUUACCCACCGACUGGCCCUUUGAAUUGGGAUCUCUGCUUCCUUCUGUGCAUCCAUGGCUGCUUUGUCCAUUCCCAACCAGAUGAAGGCCUGGGUCUACCAUGACUUCGGCAACACCGCCGAUGUUCUUAAGCUUGAAUCCAGUUACCCUGUUCCUCAAAUCAGCGAAAACCAGGUCCUCGUUAGGGUUGUUGCUGCAUCUCUGAACCCGAUUGAUUUCAAGAGAAUUCAUGGUAUUCUGAAAGCCUUUAACUAUAACCCUCCGUCGGUACCGGGGUACGAUGUUGCUGGUGUGGUGGUGAAGGUAGGGAGUGAGGUGAAAAAAUUCAAGGUAGGAGAUGAAGUAUAUGGAGAUAUAAAUCACAAAGCACUGGAUAAGCCAAAGAAUGUUGGCACUUUGGCAGAAUACACUGCCACAGAAGACAAGGUGUUGGCUCUGAAGCCCAAGAAUCUGAGUUUCAUAGAGGCUGCUAGCCUUCCCCUUGCCAUGGAAACUGCCUAUGAAGGGCUCGAACGGGUUGGGUUUUCCGCUGGAAAAUCGAUUCUUGUCUUGGGAGGGGCUGGGGGAGUCGGAGCCCAUGUUAUACAGCUCGCAAAGCAUGUGUUUGGUGCGGCAAGAAUAGCUGCUACAGCCAGCACAGCAAAACAGGAGUUCCUGAGGAGCUUGGGAGCUGAUUUGCCUAUUGAUUAUACAAAGCAAAACUUCGAAGACCUUCCCGACAAAUUCGAUGUAGUCUACGAUGCAGUCGGGCAGCCUGAUAAAGCUGUGAAGGCGAUCAAAGAGGGCGGGAAACUCGUGAGCAUCGCAGCACCGGUUCCAAAUUUUCCUGAUGCUUUCUUCCUCCUCACUUCAGAUGCUGUCAUGUUAGAGAAACUAAAUCCUUAUCUGGAGAAUGGUAAGGUGAAGCCGAUCAUCGACCCCAAAUCUCCGUUUCCGUUCUCCGACGUUCUCCAGGCAUUCGCCCACCUCGAAACCUCGAGAGCUACUGGAAAAGUUGUGGUUUAUCCAAUCCCUUGAGGCGUCUCAGGUUUUCUGUGAUGUGUAYUUGGUUGUGUUUGGCAAUAAGUUGUGCAAAUCCUGCACACUCUGUUUGUUGUUGUUCAUGUUUUGUCCUUAGAUCAUGUACAUUACUAUUGUGGUAUUAAUAUGCUUUUAAGAUGGUAAGAAAUGUCUCUUUUGCCAUUGCAUCAAAAAAA